CUGCUCCCGCCCCCGCCCCCGGGGCUCCUAUAAGUUUCGAUUCUCCGCGGAGCCGCGUCCCGCGCCGCGGCCGGCCAGCGCCCCGCGCCAUGGCGGACCCGGAGGUGUGCUGCUUCAUCACCAAGGUCCUGUGCGCCCACGGGGGCCGCAUGGCCCUGGACGCGCUGCUCGAAAAGAUCGCGCUCUCCGAGGCGCAGCUCCGCGAAGUGUUGGAGGCGGCCGGACCCGACCGCUUCGUCGUGUUGGAGACCGGCGACAAGGCCAGGGUCACCGGCUUCGUGGUGGCCACCACCCGAGCCCGGGUGUGCCGUCGCAAGUACUGCCAGAGACCGUGCGAAGACCUGCACCUCUGCAAGCUCAACCUGCUGGGCCGGUGCCGCUAUUCGCAGUCGGAGCGGAAUUUGUGCAAAUAUUCUCACGAGGUUCUCUCAGAAGAGAACUUCAAGGUCCUGAAGACUCACGAGCUCUCUGGACUGAACAAAGAGGAGUUAGCAGUGCUCCUCGUCCAGAGUGACCCCUUUUUUAUGCCUGAGAUAUGCAAAAAUUAUAAGGGAGAGGGUCAAAAAGUCAUUUGUGAUCAGUAUCCAUCGUGCGAAAGACUCCACAUCUGCGAGCACUUCACCCGAGGGAUUUGCGGUUAUGCCAACUGCCUCAGGUCCCAUAACCUGAUGGACAGAAGGGUGCUGGCCAUCAUGCGGGAGUACGGGCUGAGCGCCAGCGUGGUUCAGAACAUCCAGGACAUCUGCAACAGCAAGCACGGCCGCAAGAAACCCCCCAGGGGCAGAGCUGCUGCCUACCGUAGAGAAAAGGCCUACGGAGGGAGAAGCAAAAGCAGAGACCGAUCAUUUCAGGGCAGUCUGGAAUUUCUCCCAUCUGCUUCAGCUUCUACUCAGAAGCCCUGCAGCCCUGGCCCGGAUCAGAUCGGCCACAGGCCUGCCCUGGAUGACAGGCCCGCCCUGGAUGACAGGCCCGUAGAAGAGCUGGCCCACAAGUUCAUGCAUUUGGGAAGUCAAGAUUCCCCGACCUCACCUAAGGCUGAUAAUCUUGGAGGAACAGGUCACAUGGGAAGGAGCCAAAGGUUUUCAGAGAAUGCCAGUCCAGGGAAUCUCUUUUUCGGGAGUCUAGGCAGCACUUACGUCCCUUCUGACGCAACACCAGCUUCCAACCCGAAGGGCCCUGCAUCCUGGCUGAAUGACAAAGGCACCAGUAGAGAGAGUUUGUUUUCCGGGAGUCCGGCUGCCUCUGGCUCCCCUCUGGGUUCUCCACAAACACCUGAGACCAUACCCACCAGAAAGAGCGUGGGUGCGCCUUCUUCAGCCGUCACGAAUGCCAAGGGCAGAAGCGGGAAUCAGAAUUUUCUUUUUAAUAAUAACGUUGAUGGAAUGGCCACAGAUAGAGCUUCUGCAAGAUCUCUGAAUUACAAAACCACAACCAGUGGACAGAGAGAAAAAUCGUUAACAAGGAAUCAGGACCCCGGAACUACUCCCAGUCGUCUCCAGACCCCUGGAAAAAUUAUAGGUGGUGGCGAGCCGGCAGCGGCCUCCAUGAACGGUAGCCACAGUGAGAAGACAAUUUGGCCUGGCAAAUCCAUCCACAGUGCACCAAAUGGCUCUAGUCAAGUUGCGGAUGAAACCACUGAUGUAAAUAAAACUGGUGCCUCCAGUUUUGGCUUCACAUCCAGCUGCCGAGGGGAUAAAAACGUGUUGGGCUUUGGAGGUCCGAGUCUGGGAGCCCAAGUCCUACCAACACCUCAGGACACCCCUGCCCCCACACAAGUCAGCGCUCUGCCCAAGGUGCCACCUUCUACAUCCUUCUCAAGCAACAGGGCUUCAGCCUAUGCAACCCAUGGUCCAAACUCUGCCCAGAUCCCUGCUGGCCCUGCCAGUGACCUUGCAGGGCCUCCAAGCUGUGAUCUGUAUUCUGCAUCCGACGUUGAGAACACGAGCUCUUCCACGACCGGUGACUGUGCCUCACAGGAAAUUUGUCUUGACCAUCUGUGUAAAGGCUGUAACCUUGCAAGCUGCAGCAAAGUUCACUUCCACCUGCCUUACCGGUGGCAGGUAUUUCUUGCAAACAGCUGGGUUGACCUCCAGCCCAUGGAGAACAUUGAGAAGGCAUACUGCAACCCCCAAAUCCAAAGCCUUUCUUUUGGAAGUAAAAGGAUCGACUUCCAGAAGAUGACUUGUGAUUUUAAUCCUAUCCGACGGAUCUCCACACCUUCAUCUGUCACAGUGCUGACCAAUUUUGUCUUUGCCACAAAAUGGAUUUGGUACUGGAGGAGUGAGUCUUACAGAUGGGUUCAAUACGGGGAGAAGGUUGACAAAGAGCAAGCUGCAAACAUCGACUCUUCGUACCUGGAGUCUUUCUUUCUGUGUUAUCCGAGGGGAGUUGUGCCAUUUCAGGCAGGUUCACGGAGCUACGAGCUGAGUUUUAUGGGGAUGGUUCAAACAAACAUAGCUUCCAUGACCCAAAAGGAUGUUGUCAGAAGGCCAAAAUUCAUGUCUUACAAGGAAGUGGAGCAGAUUAAAAGUGGGCUCAACCAUCAGCCGGCGCAGACCCUGUCAGAGCCUUUAACCUCAACAUUACAUCCUCAGCAGGACUUCGGCUCCAAUGGAUAUGAGUUAUUAGAGAUCAACCCGCAGACUCGGGAAUAUGCCACAAUAAGUGAGCUUUUUAAAGCUUCCAUGAAAAACUUCAAGAUUGAAAACAUAAAGAAGAUCAAGAAUACAAAGCUGUUGGAUGCUUUUGAAAGGAAGAAGAUGAAGAUGAACAACAGAACGGAGAAGAGCCUAUUUUGUGCAACAAGCCGCGCCCACGUGGAGUCUGUCUGUGCGAAUAAUUUUGACUGGUUCUCACAUGGAACUGCUGAAAACAAAUAUGGAAAAGGGAACUACUUCAGAAAAGACGCCAUCUAUUCCCAUAAAAAUUGCCAGUGUGAUCCCAAAAACGCCGUUAUGUUUAUAGCUCGGGUCCUGGUUGGAGAUUUUACUCAAGGAGAUCUGGGAAGUCCGAGCCCUCCUCCACCCCCAUUUGACAGCUAUGUGGACGCAAGGUUGAAUCCCUCUGUGUUUGUCAUCUUCGAGAAAGAUCAGAUUUACCCAGAAUAUGUGAUUGAAUACACUGAGCUAGACAAAGCCUGCGUGGUUAGUUAGACAUGAUGGCUGCAGCGUCCUACAGGAGGCCGUAACCAUUGUGUCCACCUACAGAGUCAGACCGCCCCAGAUAGAAACUCGCACACUUCCUCACGUAGUUAUCAAAUCGCCUUAGAGCAGUGGUUCCCCAAUUUUGUUCACACAUUUGAAUCAUCUGGGAAGCCUGCUGGCAAUCCCAGUGUUCAGACUGCAUCCCAUUCCAACUAAAUCACUGUUCCUGCUGUGAGAGCGGGGCAGUGGUAUUUAUAAAUCCCAAGGAUUCAAAUGCGCCGUGAAGUUUGGGAACCGCUCUCUUGGAUGUAACUGGGAACGACUAACUUCUAAAACUGCUGUCACUGCAACAAGUUUUUCUUUCAACUACUCUUCGUUUAUUGUAUGACAUAGUUUUGUUUUGGUUAAAUUGCAAGAAAAUUAACUUGGGCAAUGUGAGAGAAAUCUAAAAAUGCCUAUUGAUGUAAGGACGUAAGACAGUACUGCCUUUGGAUAGAUGAUUGUGGAAAGUUGGAUGCGGAGGGGGUAUUUUUAGGAAAAUGCUGGGGGCGGGGGAAGAAAAGGUCAUUUAAAUGGUAUUAUAGAUGUAACUGCAGUGUUGUACCUUCGUGGCAGAUCUGAGUUGGGGCAUAUAUUCCUUUAUCUCUGCGUUUAUUUAGGGGACUCCACCCAGGUUGACUUCUCGGGAAUGCAAUAAAAAGAGCCACGAAAUGUGGCUCAGAGAGAAGCAACCAACUGGAGCUGAUUGCCCAUUUGGGUUCUUCAUAUAUGAUGAUAGAGAAGGUUUUUCAGGCUGGACUUUCUUGCAGUGUUUGUAUUUUGGGGGGAUCUGAGUCACAUAACCAGAUUCACACAAAUCUGACUGAUAAACCUGAGUGUUAUUUGUAGUCGUCGUGUCGUUCGCUGUCGCAGGGGAGGCUCACCAAGGACUUAGGAGCCAGGCCAUCCCUAUUGGAGGAUGGGCCCCUUAAGGUGGCGAGAUUUGUUUCCUGGUGAGCGGAACAAAGGAAACAAAGCCUCAAACAGGCCUUGCACCUGCAAGGGGCUUCUUUUUUGUACGUGUAACGGAUUGUUUGUAAGUGUAGUACAAUCAGUUUUUAAAGCAGUUGAGGGUCUUGGACCAAGAGUUCCUUCCUUAUAACGAAUCAGGUUUUCCCUUCCGGUUUUCCUUUUCAACAUUCUGUACCAUUCGCCAAAGUUUCCUGUUCUAGUUCCUUCCAGCAGACAUGUUAUGAAAGUUAAUUAGCAUUAGAGUUGAUUUUCUAUUGGGCAGAUUGUAGAUCAGCACAAACCUCUCCACAACCCCUUGGUUUAAUGGACUCCACCAGUAACAGAUGUAUAGGGAUUUUUUAGGGCAGGGUUAUUUUCUGGGAGGCUUACCACAGAUAGUUACUCUAAUGCACUUUUCCCCCCCCUUGAAUGGUAGCUCCUGUUGAGGAGUUUUCAUUUCCUGAUCUUGGUUCUCACAUUGUCAGAGAUGCAAUUUGUCCAACUCUGAUGGCCUAGUAGAUUCUCUGCCUCCCUCAAACGAAUCAUUUCUCCCCUAGUAUUCUGUAUUCAGGAGUCAUUCUGGACUUCGUCCUCUCCUUCCCUCAAGCUGUUCCCAAGGCCAGUUUUACUUCUAAAGUACUUCUUUGUCCCCUUCUGAGCUGUUCUUACUUAGUAGUAAGAAUGGCCAUAUUUAACAUUUUUUCCCUUAAUCCUUAAAAACACAAAUCUGAUCACGCCUUUGGAAUAAAGUUCAAAAUCCUUAUUAUGGCCCCACAUGAUUUAUCCUUCCCUGCCCUCUAAUAUUUACUUAUUUUCUUCCACACAAGCCACUCUGGCUUCCUUUGUUCUUUGGUUCUCCUUUCUUCCUAGCUCAGAUGUUCUCAAUUAGGACUCCUGCCUUUUUUUUUAAUGACAAAUACAUUGUAACAUCUGCUUCAUUAUUCUCAAAGUACAAUUCAAUGGUCAUAUACUCUACCUACACAGAAUUGCAAAAAUAAAUUUAAAAUUAGUUAACAUUAAUGUAAAAGGGAAAUAAAAGGUAUAUUACUUGGGCACAACUAUAUUAGAAGACCUAGUCAGAUAUUUACACCUAAUGAGUACAUUUCAAAGAAGGUAGAAAAUCAAAACUGAGUUUAUACAAAGAAGUACCUAGGAAAACAAAAGGGCAAGGACAGGAGUGGACCUUAGAAUAACCGGUUUGCUGUGAUAAGAGAAAUACCGAAAUAGCCUUAAGUGAAACAAACUUACUGUGCAAGGAAAUCUACGGACUGUCGAGAUGGAGAAAAUGAGGAAAUACCAUAUUUUUUGCAGACGAACUGUAGGUCAAUAAAAGACUGUCUAGCGAGACAUUCAGAAUUCGUUUAGGGUGCAGAAUAGUUUCUUCCUGUGAGAACUGUCCAGAAUAUUGCCAAGAGGUUGAGCCUACUUGGCUCUCAUGUGCUUAGUGCCAACAGCACCCUCUGCUCCCCCGACUUACGGUGACAACCAUAAACCCUAUCAUAUCUGUUCACCCUUUUCAGAGCAGGAACAGUUUAUCACAUCCCCUUUGUUGGCCUGAGAGGAAUUGUAGGUAAUACAGUCUACUUCUUUAAGAACCAAUUUAAUGCCCCAACUCUAUUAUAAUGGAGAAAUAGAAGGAAAGAAAUCUGUAAUGAAAAUAAAGUGAGUUUCAGUAUGUAAAUGCUCAGGCAUGACUGUUCUAUAUGACAUCAUGAAGUAGAUACUUACCCCUACUUACGAUGAAUGGACUUUCACAGUCGUUCAGAGGCUACUUCCUAGAAAGACGUGCGGGAAAAUGAAAGAGUGAGGGGUAUGCGUGACUCUAGGGUGAAAGCAAGCGUUUGGGGAAGUCAUAACAGGCCAUAUAUCUUAUCUGCUUAUGGUAAGAAACCUUCCCCGAAAUGAGGAUAACAGAUUGCCUGAGGGGAAAAAGAAUGAAUGAUCUUCUCUCAGGUGAGCUGUAGGUCCUACAUAAAUGUCCAGCCAGGACGUGAAAAAGUCAUAUAGGUUACCGAAUAGUUCUUUGUGUGGGACUAGCCCGCGCGCACAGAUAUGUGUUCUCCCUGGCUGCGUCCACUCAGUGCCAGGAAUAGUUCCCAAUAAUUAUGAAACCAACAACCUGUCAAUUUCCAAAACCUUCCCAAGAGGACCACUGACUUAGUUAUAAUCUAGCCUCCUCAGAUUAGUUUACGAUUACCUCCGUGAGGAGUCUAUUCUAAAUUAGAUGAGAUGCUUGCUCCCCAGCCCCCCAGGUUUUAAAAGUCUUUGUGCCUUUCUCUGUUCAUUUUUAGCAUCUGUCCAACUUGCAGUGGUUUACUUUCUGUAUUAGAAUGUAAGCUCCUUGAGGGCCAAGUCACCCUCUCUUAUUCACUGUGCUGUACCUGAUACUUAGCUGGGUGUUUGAUUGGCUGAUACAUUGGAUGCCUUCUGCUGAAUAAAGUAAGCUCAACUAGUUGUAUUUCAGUAGUUGAGUUUUAUUUCUUCUUCAAGCUUAAUUCUAGACUAUCCAAUAAAGAGAAAUAUUAAUUUUG
Molecule: messenger RNA, 6664 nt
Organism: Suricata suricatta (meerkat)
Lineage: Eukaryota; Metazoa; Chordata; Mammalia; Carnivora; Herpestidae
Gene: ZC3HAV1
Product: zinc finger CCCH-type containing, antiviral 1
Exons: 13
Coding region: 90-3152 (1020 amino acids)
Molecular function (GO): NAD+ poly-ADP-ribosyltransferase activity
Source: RefSeq, a predicted model, not a curated record